Messenger RNA from Vigna umbellata (rice bean), 1422 nucleotides. The record is from RefSeq and is a predicted model, not a curated record. NCBI's taxonomy places the organism in Eukaryota, Viridiplantae, Streptophyta, Magnoliopsida, Fabales, Fabaceae.
AUGGUAAGAACACGCGGUGCAUCUUUUAGUUCUCGAGGAGAGAGUUCGACGCAAGGCGAAAGUUGGAGAAGAUCUACUUCUUCCGCUUAUAGAAGGCGUGCAGGUCCUAUUGAGGAUGACCCUUAUGUUGAGGAGCGAGCCUUUGAGGAGCAGACAUAUGAAGCGUAUGAGACUCAUGGUCAGGAGGAUGCAUUUCAGGCCCCUGACGACGAUGACGAAGAGCAUGCGAAUGUUCAUAACAUACAGGAGGAUAUCGGUGGAUUUCCUGGAGGUCCACGUGAUGAUUCAUUACUGACGCACUAUGUUCAACAUGUAGCUUAUGCUAUUUCACAGGGCCGUUUGAUGUCUCUCACAGAUAUUUAUUAUGAUUAUGUUGAUAAGGGCUUACUCCUCGGAUUCAUAGAGAGGUGGCAUUUCGAGACCAGUAGUUUCCAUCUCCCUUUAGGGGAGAUGUCGGUUACUCUUGAUGACGUCUCGACAUUACCUCACCUGCCCGUGAUGGGACAAAUGUGUGAUUUGGAGGAGUUGGAGUUUGAGGAGGCUCGUACAACCCUUGUGCAGUUGCUCAACGUUGAUGGUGGCACAGCUGGUGCUGAGAUGGAGGACGCACGUGGUCUGAAAGUUAGACUUAGCUGGCUUAGAGAGAUAUAUGUUCAGAGGUGUGAGUCACAGCAUUGGGACUAUGCUGUCAGAGCAUAUUUGUUGCAUCUAGUAGGAUGCACGAUUUUUGCAAAUAAGAGUGCUAGUUCUAUACGCGUGUCUUACUUGUUGUUAUUUGGAGACGUACACGCGUGUGGCAGAUAUGCUUGGGGCGUUGCUGCACUCGCCCAUUUGUACAAACAGCUCGGGGAUGCGAGUCUCGCCUCCACGAAGCAGAUGGUCGGAUAUUUGACUCUAUUUCAGUUAGAUGCGCUGACAUACAGUGGAGUUGUAUGGCAUCCGUAUGAGGGGCAUCGGGCCAUUCGACCAUUCUUCGGCAUCUGUAUGUAUUCUGGAUGGAUUCGGAUUGGUGACACCCUUUGUCGUCAUUUGCCUGAGCGUGUGCUGAGGCAAUUUGGGUUUCAGCAAGACAUUCCACGAUCACCGACUGCGGUUCCAGAUGUAGAUAUAGUGGCCAUUGAUGAUGUUUGGUUGCACUUCAGAGCUCACGUUGUGAAUAAUGUCAGACAUGCAACAUUCCCUUCUGACUGUGUCGAUUGGUACAUUCAGUGGUUUAGGAGGGUUUUGCAUCCUUAUAUUAUUGUUGUUACAGAUGACGCGCGACCGGCUCUUGCGCCUAGACAGCGCCCUGAUGUUCCACAGGAGGCACGACCCCAUCGUAGAACGUCUCCACCUUCACCAUCUGGCGCCCUGGUGUCAAUGGACCUGCUUCAUAUUGCUAAUGAGGGCAUCGACGAAUAUUCCCCGACUAGGAGAGGGUAA